AAACACCAAAAGUUUGGCCCAGGGACGCGUUGGAUGCCUUCGUGUUACCUUCGUAGGGUUAGGGUUAGCCUCUUAUUGGCUGAUAACGCGAAGGGUUAACCAUCACAACAGCACGCUUAGCGCUAGGCUCAACCUCACGCACGCACUUACAUACCUAUACGCCUUCACGCAAUAAUGAAUACUCGAAGUGCCGCAGGACGCUCAAAGCGUGCAUCUGCUCAGAAUGAAAAUCGCGAACCGAGACGUAGCAACCGAAGAAACGGCCCAGUUCAGCGUGCAACAAGCCCAACAAAGAAUAUUAUUAACCAGCCCGUACCUGGACCUGGUAGGGUUUUACUGAACGAUCCGGUCGCUCGCCGUAACCCGCCUCCUCAGGCUCGAGACGACAUCAGUAUCCCGUCGAAUCCACUAAGGCCUGACGAUGAAACCGAAUUCUGGGAUGAGUAUGAUCAUGCGCAACCAGAAAACUCCGGCGAAGAACUUCAGCUUGGUCUAGAAAUCACCACAGCACAGCAAAGGAUCCUGGAGCUAAGUGUUCCAGACUUAGCAAGAGCUGCCGAUAGCCUGUUUGAUUGCUUCCAAGGAAAUGAAGCUGACGAUGUCUUCAAUGGAAUCUUGGCCAUUAAGCGACGUGCUUUUCACACCAUCAGAGGAGAAUAUGAUGCACUUGAUCAGUCUAGCACGGCACCAUUCAUUGAUUUCGCGCACUUUGUGGAUGACACUCCUACUCAAAACCAAAGCGUUAGGGUGACUCAGAUCGCACGCACCAAUGUUGUGACAGCUUACGACAAGCUUUACGGGCUUGAGAAUGAGGAGGCAUCGGCCAUCUUUCCAUUCCUUGAAUGCCUCAACCGGGUUUUGCCUGCAUUUUUUACCCCAGCUAAUAAUAUGUUCCAAAACCCUCAGAGCACCUUGCACCUCCGGACCUGGUUGUUUGUCGAAGAUCUUUCUCAUCGCAAGGACGAAAAGGACUUUCGGGAGCUUCUUGUUUCUUAUUUCUGCAAAGACGAAGAGAUUUUGAAGGAUUUGGACAGAUCGGGACACAAGGGCGAAGGAGAGCUUCCUUCAUAUCCAGAACUUUUUUCUGGGGGUUACUUCAGAGACCUCGGCGGUGUUGAAGGUGUCGAUCACGAUGUUGAUGAUCUCUGCUCAGCACGGAUUGCUCAGAUUAAGAAGAUCAUCGAUGAUAACAAGGAGGAUGAGGGGAUCUCCCAGCUAAGGAAACACUUUCCCCUGCAUAAUUUGGUGGAAGAUCUCUUAAAGUGCUUUGAGAGCUUAUACAAUGUUUUGGCGUUCGAAGAGAGCGUGAGGGCGGGUACUGAGCCUCCUCAACAUGGUCAACAGGAGGCUGCCUACAGCCAAGGCAACGAUUAUGGUUCGGAGUCGCAAUCAAUCGUGCGUGUGGGAAGUCAGGAGGCAGAGCCCAGUCUAUUUGUCGGGCCAAAGUCCAUUCAAGCCUUGCGUGGUGGAAGUCGAGCAACCAGUACUGUUCCCGCUUCCAACCAACAGCUUGCAGGUUUCAGAUCCGGAGUUCCCCGUGAUUAUCAUGAGGAUUCAAAUGCCGACCUCCUGGGUGGUAGCCCAUUUCCCCCCGCAAGUUCUUAUCGUUUAGCUACCAAAGGCGGGAGGGAACGAGAAAGAGGGCAGAAACGACCGCGACUUUCCCAGGAUGACGAAGAUGGGGAAGAUCCAUUUGAGACCGACACUCGGCGUGUUGAUCCAGCGAGGCGAGAUGAGCUGCAACGACAGAUGCCGCCACCUCCAAGGCCACAACCUGUCCCACGGCACCCUUCAAGGCAUGUUUCUGAGAGUUCCUUCUCUUCAGGGCCCGUACACCCCCUUUCUGUGCAGGAGUCGUCGCAGGAUAUGGGGUUACGUUCAGUGUCGCAGGCGCCAUUGUCGUCCAGGCCUUUCAACGCUAUCGCAAAGGCCGCAUCACAAAUGAAAAAGGAGGUUCGUAUGGCAGAUCCAGAGCGACAAGGACCACGACAGCGCGUUCCUUGGAGUGAGCACGACUCCCAGGUCCUUUGUGAUCUUAUUAAGGAAUACGGUGUCCGAUGGUCGUCCAUCGAAACCAUGAGUGAGCGUUUUGAAUAUCCGCGCAAUCAACAGGCGUACCGCGACCGUGCUCGAAACCUCAAGACGGAGCUUCUCAUGAUUGACAUGCCAUUGCCUCCGAAUUUUGACGCAGUAGCUUUGAGCAAUAAAGAAAUUGCAAAGAUCAGAGGAGUUGGGAAGAAUCCGUUUCGUAAAGAGGCUGAUAUUGAUGACGAAAACAAUCCCAUCAAUACUGAGCUUGCAGAAUCCACGCCAUUUUAACAUUGGGCGGCACAGAUACGGAAGUUUGUAAAUUCAACGAGUGGCUAUAAUCAUGUACAAUUCUUCAUUGGCGUUGUGCUUUACAUUAUAUAUCAUGGCGGCCAUAUCGCGUCGCGCCAAUUCUAAUCCAGCUGCUGUGGUGUACAUUUACAAAGUCCUGGUCAAAAUCGCAUGGCAUUUGGCAAUCUCCUCCGACACCUUAGAGUCUACAGAGCCAGCUACACAUAUCAUCAUUCUUGCCCAAACUCUUUGCAAUGGCUGGCGGAAUAGCUAUUGUGUUCUAUACCAUAAGAAAUGGUGCUGAUCAAAGCUCGUCGUGUUCUCAAUUAAGACAACAGCAAUAAGCGCCGGUAUAGUGAUGUCAAGAAGGGUGCGAUUUAUAAGGCGGAGCCGUAAGACGCCCAUAAAGACCUCUCGUUUCAAAGCCAAUGCCACAAACGCCAGUGUCUGAAAAUCAUUGUCGAAAGAGAGAGAAAAAAAGAAGUGAAGGACAUAUCAUGAGCAGUUGAUAAAACCUUGCGAGGCUAGCUCGUCCGUCGGUCUAAAAGUCAAAAGCCGCGCAGUAGAAACAGUCGGGUGUCUCAAUAAAUGGGUAUCAGCCGUAAAGGCGAGUUGAAGCAAUUUUUAUCUGUUUAAGACAGUAAUCUUCCUCGCGAGUUCAGAAAUGUUAUAACAAGAUGACAAAGGGUAUGCUGCAGUUUUCCGGGAAAUGGUAUAGCGUUAAAGUGGUGUGAGCAAAGAAAGAUGGUCGCAGUAAGAGCGUUUGGAUCCAUGUCGCGUCAAGCGAAGACAUGGUUUAGUGACAAAGUGUCUUCUGAUCGUAUGAAGGGCGUGUCCAUCCUGCGUGAUAGGUGCUGCCUUCAAUAAACAGCAUUCAUCGAUGACGAUAGGGGACAUCCCUCUGCUUGAGUCGGUUCGUUCUCCAUCCCUCGUACCACUGUUCCCGACUAGCUUCACGUAGCUCGGCACGCCAUUCGCUGAAAACAGCCUCUUUCAGACGUUGAAAGUCACAGUGUUCUUCAUUGUAAGGAUCAGCAAAACCCCACGGGAACUGUCGGCCAAUGACACCUGGCUCGUACAGAUCCGGGCUGAUGAUGGAAAGUGGCAGGAAAGGGAUCUCAUCUUCCUUUUCUUUGGCCUCUUCUUGUGCUUUAUGUCGUCGAAUGGAGCUGGUGGAUAGUCUCUUGGAGCUUGGAGACGCCGCUGGGCUUUCUCGAUGGCCCUGUAGUGGGAAUUCCUGGCUUUCAGGUGUUUGAGCACCACCGCGUUCGUGUCCGGCCUCAUCUUCCUCCUCGUCCUCCUCGGCAAUCCUUUCGGAAGUGAUGCUGCUCUCAUCCUCAUCAUCGAGGCCAAGUGCCUCCAAGGGAUCUAGGCCCGAUUUCUUGAUGCUGUCCCAAACGCUUCGUUUGAGAACAUUCAUAUGCUUGGUGGUAAUGGUGUCGGCCUUGGCAAUGACUGGGAUCACAGUAGUCUUGCCCUGGAGCGUACGCAGAACCUGCAAAUCAAGGUCUUCAUCCAGGCUCCCCAGCACACGCGCACCAAGGUGUCCGUUUUGCUGACCAUUGAUAGCUGGGUUCCUCGCUGAUGCAAUGUUGCGAUCCAAUCGAGAAGGAUCAAGGACAAGGAAAGUCGCAUGGAUGUGGGUGUCUUGUACACCAGGGGAGCGUACAACCUUCAUUUCCUCUGCAAAGGUUUCCUCAAACUUGCUUUCAAGAAAUGCGGACAUUUCCCUAAGUUGAAGGUCGACUACAUUCUUCUCCAGGCCUUCUGAGUCCCAGAUGGUGAGGCCAACACGCUCCCCGUCAAUCUCGGUUUCAAGGUAGUGUGGAAUAAAAUUUCCAGAGGGAGUGUUGCGAUUCUGCGGCACUUCAUCAUCGCCCUUCUUGGCUCGUUUCUUGGGUGGAAGAGCGAGCGCUGUUUUGAGAAACUCGAGAAAGGAUGUUUUUCCAGAGUUACGAGUACCAAUGACUAGAAUGCUGGUUUUGGUGUUAGCACACGAC
Molecule: messenger RNA, 4319 nt
Organism: Fusarium odoratissimum NRRL 54006
Lineage: Eukaryota; Fungi; Ascomycota; Sordariomycetes; Hypocreales; Nectriaceae
Exons: 3
Coding region: 175-2319 (714 amino acids)
Source: RefSeq, a predicted model, not a curated record